Messenger RNA from Aedes aegypti (yellow fever mosquito), 2025 nucleotides. RefSeq names its product protein mab-21 (gene mab-21). The record is from RefSeq and is a predicted model, not a curated record. The coding region runs from base 585 to 1682 and encodes 365 amino acids. NCBI's taxonomy places the organism in Eukaryota, Metazoa, Arthropoda, Insecta, Diptera, Culicidae. The transcript has 2 exons.
AACGGUACGCGAACGCGGUGCCGGCGGUGGAUUGCGUUUAGUGUAGGAACAUUUUUCACCCGUCGUCCGGACGGCCCGUUUCAGUGGCGUACGAGGCGUUGCAUCGAUCAGUUGGGUUCGGUGUCCCACCGUGUGUGUUAUUCCAGGGUAUAGUGCUUGGUGGUAGCAGCAAUCCGGACCAAGGAAGAGCGUCGAGCCGCGCGCCGGCACCUUAAUUAAUCUUGUCCGGAAUAGCCGAGUCGGGUACAUGUAGUUUUCCUUGCUGGCCCGUUGGAAAGAUAUCUGUGAUAGAAGGGUCGAGGGCGUGAGUGAGAAGAGAGAGCAGCAAGUGCAAUCGAUGUGUGAAUAAGUGAAACCCAGCAAGACGAAGCACGUGUUCGGUGUUCGUUAACUCCUCCUGACCGGCCCGAGUCAUUAUUGGGUGAAGUUCCUCGCGGUAACUGAUUAAGAAGAAGCUAUGGAAGCCUAAUUAGUGUGAGAACAAUCAAGCCUACGGCGAAGCAAAGUGUGAUCUAGUGAGUGAAGGGAUCAAUCACUGAAACCGCCAUCAAGAAGUGAAGCGUUGCGAAUUCAAGUGCGUUAAAAUGUUGGUUCCUCCGGAGAUGAUUGCCGUGCAAUCGAAGCUCAUCUAUCAGAUGAACAAAUAUUGCGCCGAUCGGGUCCAAGCCCGGAAGGCUCAAAUACACAAAACAAUCCAGGAGGUCUGUCGAGUCGUGCAAGACGUUCUCAAAGAGGUCGAAGUUCAGGAACCUCGCUUCAUUUCUUCGCUGAACGACUACAACGGACGGUUUGACGGACUGGAAGUCGUUUCGCCGACGGAGUUCGAAAUCAUAAUCUACCUCAACCAGAUGGGCGUCCUGAACUUCGUAGACGACGGCACUCUCCCGGGAUGUGCAGUCCUCAAGCUAAGCGACGGCCGAAAACGUUCCAUGUCCCUAUGGGUGGAGUUCAUCACGGCUUCCGGUUACCUCUCAGCCCGGAAGAUACGUUCCCGCUUCCAGACUCUGGUGGCUCAGGCUUGUGAUAAAUGUGCAUACCGGGAUUCGGUCAAGAUGAUUGCCGACACCACCGAGGUCAAACUGCGGAUACGGGAACGGAUUAUAGUACAAAUCACGCCGGCGUUCAAAUGUGCCGGACUGUGGCCACGGUCGGCGUCCCAUUGGCCGCUGCCGCAGAUACCGUGGCCGCAUCCGAACAUCGUGUCGGAGGUGAAGACCGAAGGUUUCGAUAUGCUCUCGAAGGAGUGCAUAGCGCUGCAGGGGAAGAACUCGGCGAUGGAGGGAGAUGCGUGGGUGCUCAGUUUUACCGAGGCCGAGAAUAAGCUGUUACAAGGUGGCUGCCGGCGGCGAUGUCUCAGCAUCCUGAAAACCCUGCGCGAUCGGCAUCUGGAUCUCCCGGGAAACCCGGUCUCCUCGUACAUCAUGAAGACGCUGCUCCUGUACGAGUGCGAGAAGCACCCGCGCGAGAUGGAGUGGGACGAGAACUGUAUGGGCGACCGGAUCAACGGCAUCUUCCUGCAGCUGAUCUCGUGUUUGCAGUGCCGGCGCUGUCCACACUACUUCCUGCCCAAUAUGGACCUGUUCAAGGGGAAGUCACCGGGGGCGCUGGAAAACGCCUCCAAACAGGUCUGGCGACUGACUAGGAUUAUGCUGACCAACUCGCGGUGUCUGGAGGAGUUGUAAUGUGGGAUCGGGGGUAUUAGGGGAGGGGGGUUAGGGGUGAGUGAGUGGACGGAUGAGGGAGCGAGUGUUUCGUACUAGUUAAUGGCGCAAAAGUCCUCUAAAUUAUUCGACAAAUGAACUACUCAGUAUACUUGUAUUAUUGUGUAAUGGAACCGUACGCUAAAACCUAUAAUCUCCAAAACGAACGCAUAAAAUUAUUAACUUAUGUCUAACCAAUUGAGAAAUCGACGUAUACCUACACGUAUUGGAUAAGCAAAUGAAAAACCAUAAAUCAGAUUUAAGUAGAAGGCAAAUUGAAUGAAAAAUCAAAAUUCGCAUAAAAAUAAAACAAUUUUAAUCGAAA